CCACGCCCCCUUCUCCCGCCCUCCCGCAGGCUGCACGCCGGGAAGGGGCGUGGCCACGCUGUCAUGGCGGCGCCCAUGGAGAGAGCCCCGCCCCCCUCUGAGACCACUCACGACGCAGCGGAGGAGCCAAUGGGGCUCCCCCCCCUCGCUCUGGGCCGCCCCCCCCGCCCCGUGGGAGGGGCUCAGGACGAGUUCCGGCUCCGCCCCCACAACUUCCUGCGGGGCUGCACCUGGGCCCCCGAUGGCUCCUGUGUGCUGAGCUGCAGCGCUGACAACACCCUGCGCCUGUUCGACCUCCCGCCCCCCCCCGCCGGGCAGCCCCUCCCCCAGCUGGAGCCGGCGCUGCGGGUGCCCGAGGGUGACACCAUCUACGACUACGCCUGGUUCCCACUCAUGGACUCCAGGGAGCCCCAGACCUGCCUGGUGGCCUCCAGCAGCCGGGACAACCCCGUCCACCUCUGGGACGCCUUCGAUGGGACCCUGAGGGGCUCCUUCCGCGCCUACAACCACCUGGAGGAGCCGGUGGCCCCGCACUCCCUGACCUUCACCCCCGACGGCUCCCGGCUCCUCGGGGGCUGCGACGGCUCCGUCCGGAUCUUCCCAACGGAGCGGCCGGGGCGGAACCACCAGGAGAGGGCGCUGCGGCAGGGCGGUCAGGGCCAGAGCGGCCUCAUUGGCUGCCUGGCGGUGAGCCCCAGCCAACCGGUGUUCGCCUGCGGCUCCUAUGGGCGGAGCCUGGGGCUGUACGCGCUGGAAGGGGGCGGGGCCUUGGCGCUCUGGCCCCGCCUCCCCGCGGCCCCCACCCACCUGCGCUUCAGCCCCGAUGGGAACCGGCUGUAUGCAGGGGGGCGCAAGGACACCCACAUCCUGUGCUGGGACCUGCGGCUGCCGGAGCGCCCCCUGCUGGCCAUGGAGCGUCACGUGACCACCAACCAGCGCGUGACCUUUGACCUUGACCCGACGGGCCGGUUCCUGGUGAGCGGUGACACCAGCGGCUUUGUCACCCUAUGGGACACUGCAGGGACCCCCCCGGACCCGGGGGACCCCCCCUUGCUGCCCCCAGUGCUGCGGUUCAGGGCCCUGCGGGACUGCAUCAAUGGCACCAGUUUACACCCUGAGCUCCCAUUGUUGGCCACGGCCUCGGGGCAGCGGCUGUUCCCGGCGCCGUGGGGCAGUGACGAGGAGGAGGAGGAGGAGGAGGAAGGGCCCCCCCCGGGGGGGGACAAUCGGCUCCAGCUGUGGUGGUGGGGACAGGAACCCCCCGAGGACAACGGCUGGGGUACGGCCAUGGACAGCGAGUGGCAGCCAAUGGGGGACACCCAUUGUCACCCUAUGGGGGGCACCGACUGUGAUGCCGAUUGUCACCAUAUUGAGGAUACCCAUUGUCACCCUAUUGAGGAUACCCAUUGUCACCCUAUGGGAGACACCGACUGUUAUGCCGAUUGUCACCCUAUGGGGGACACCCAUUGUCACCCUAUGGGGGGCACCGACUGUGACGCAGAUUGUCAUCCUAUGGGAGGCACCGACUGUGAUGCCGAUUGUCACCCUAUUGAGGACACCCAUUGUCACCCUAUUGGAGACACUGACUGUGAUGCCAAUUGUCACCCUAUGGAGGACACCCAUUGUCACCCUAUGGAGGAUACCCAUUGUCACCCUAUGGGGCACACCGACUGUGACACCAAUUGUCGCCCUAUGGGGGACACCAACUGUGACACCGAUUGUCGCCCUAUGGGGGGCACCAACUGUGACACCAAUUGUCACCCUAUGGGGAACACCGACUGUGACGCUGAUUGUCAACCUAUGGGGGACACCGACUGUGAGGCUGAUUGUCACCCUAUUGAGGAUACUCAUUGUCACCCUAUGGGAGACACGGACUGUGAUGCCGAUUGUCACCCUAUGGGGGACACCCAUUGUCACCCUAUGGGGGGCACCGACUGUGAUGCCGAUUGUCACCCUAUGGGGGACACCCGUUGUCACCCUAUGGGGGGCACCGACUGUGACGCUGUUUGUCACCCUAUUGAGGAUACUCAUUGUCACCCUAUGGGGGGCACCGACUGUGAAGCUGAUUGUCACCCUAUGGAGGAUACCCAUUGUCACCCUAUGGGGGGCACCAACUGUGAUGCCGAUUGUCACCCUAUUGAGGACACCCAUUGUCACCCUAUGGGGGGCACCGACUGUGAUGCCGAUUGUCACCCUAUUGAGGACACCCAUUGUCACCCUAUGGGGGGCACCGACUGUGACGCUGAUUGUCACCCUAUUGAGGACACCCAUUGUCACCCUAUGGGGGGCACCGACUGUGAAGCCGAUUGUCACCUUAUGGAGGAUACCCAUUGUCACCCUAUGGGGGGCACCGACUGUGAUGCCAGUUGUCACCCUAUGGGGGACACCCAUUGUCACCCUAUUGAGGAUACCCAUUGUCACCCUAUGGGGGGCACCGACUGUGAUGCCGAUUGUCACCCUAUUGAGGAUACCCAUUGUCACCCUAUUGAGGACACUGACUGUGAUGCCGAUUGUCACCCUAUUGAGGACACCCAUUGUCACCCUAUCGAGGAUACCCAUUGUCACCCUAUGGGGCACACCGACUGUGGCACCGAUUGUCGCCCUAUGGGGGACACCCAUUGUCACCCCACUGAGGACACCAGGGCAGUGUCUGGUGACUGUCACCCCCUUGGGGACACCGACUGUGAUGCCAGCACUGAGCACCCCACAUCCACUGCGUGUGAGCCCCCCCAUGGACACUGAAUGUCAGCCCUAUGGGGACACCGCCUGUGUCACCGUCACCUACAGCCCCACAGGGACCCCCCCAGGGCUGAUGGGUUGUGUCUGGGGUAGGUUUGGGGGUUGUUUUUAGGGGGGGUGUGGGUCCAGGUGAGUUUUGGGGUCUCACGUAUGGGUCUG
This is a messenger RNA of Neopsephotus bourkii (Bourke's parrot), 2898 nucleotides long. Its product is annotated as serine-aspartate repeat-containing protein I-like. Gene Ontology annotation, cellular component: Cajal body. The coding region runs from base 64 to 2742 and encodes 892 amino acids. Gene Ontology annotation, molecular function: protein binding; RNA binding. The transcript has 11 exons. Gene Ontology annotation, biological process: Cajal body organization. The record is from RefSeq and is a predicted model, not a curated record. Lineage: Eukaryota; Metazoa; Chordata; Aves; Psittaciformes; Psittacidae.